UUACAGUUGUUAUUCGGAUAUGUGAUUCUUUUGAUUAUACAUCUGAAAAAAUUAUCUGCCCCAUUGUUACUUGUAAAAAAUCAAUACGUGUUUUUUACAAGCUUCAACCGCAUGUACUAAAGAAAUUAGUAUGUGAAACAGGAGAAAAGUCUGGCCUAGAAUUUUCCUAUAUUAAAUGGCAUCCUCAUAACAAAUGCAGCAAAAACUAUGAUGGUAAUUUGUUUAUUUACUAUACAACGUCUGUGCUGUGGACUGAAGAUAAUUUCCAGAGCUAUGCAGAGCAAGUCAAAUCAAAGCUACAAGAUUUUAACAUAACCGGUGUCUUAAUUCAUCAAAUGGAGGAUUUGUCAACCAUUUCACAGCCGAUGAUCUCAGAAACUGACUUCUGGAAUUAUAAGCUGACUUCAGAAUAUGAAAACCUAGUGAAGCAAAGCAGAAGACAAGCAGAUCCUGAUAUCGUUCCUACUGAAUUACAGGCCAUCCAAACAUUACUUACCGAGCUAAAGGAAAGCAGAAUUCGGAUUGCUGUAUUCUCACAUAAUGCUGUAGGUAAAAGUUUCUUUCUCAAUCUGCUCUUGCUUUUGACUGCUGAAAGUGAGGAGGAAUGUGAGAAUAACCACAGAGAGAAAAUGAUAAAACUACCAAAGGAGAUUGAAGGAGAUCCAACAGUUAAAAUGGUAAAGGAUGAAUAUUUUGAGGAACUGCCAGAAGUGAUUAAAGAUUUUAUUAGCGAUAUUGAAGAUGAGGAGCUAGAGUUCAAAGCUUUCGUAGAACCUCUAUGCCAAGAGUUACAUUUCGCCAAUGAAGAGGAGCCAAGGAGAAACACAGAUUUAUUCAACACACUGAGUGGUUAUUUCGCAGAUGGAGAACAAAUUAGCAUUGAACCUUACUUACUUCCACAGAAAUCUAUUGAUGGAGCUUUUUUCUCCACAACCAACUGUGUAUUACAUCUGAGAUAUGGCACUACCUUUCAAAUGAAAGUGGAAUAUUUUGAUGAGGCUCAAUUGCAAAAUCAGUUGUUUGAACUGGUACUGCUGUAUAAAGAGUCAGAUGAUAUAGAAUCUCAGUCUAUAUACAAAAAUAUGAAAAGCAACGCCUUGGAGUCACUGGAAUCAAGACUCGAAGUUUUAACUGAUUACAGCCAGCAAAAAUUUAGGUCUGAUCUGGAGUUGUUUACAUUUCCUGAUGACAUCAAACUUUGCGAGGAAGUUAAGACAUUUGCUGGCAAAACACAGCUGUACAUCGGAAGUGGAAUACACGCUGCUGAGGACAGAUUUGCAUUACAGGAACUUUUGAAUGAACUAACAAAUGAAGACAGCACAAAGAAAAGAGCGGCAAUCAAAAGCAUUGUGAUUUAUUUGCCCAGCAAGCUACUGUAUGGUGGUAAAGAAAUUUUGGAGUUGCCAGGAACAGAUCAGUCGGAUCCACUGUCAAUGAGUUUUAUACAAGAUGCUCUGGAUACAGUUGAUGCUGUGGUUCUCUUAUUGGAGUCCAGUUUUAAAAAUGCUGGACGAGAAGUUAAAAACACUCUGAAAAAUAGUGGUUUUAUGAAAAACUGGAUCAACAACCCAGAAAAGUAUAAACUGAUGUUCCUUUCCUACCCAGAAAAGGAAAACUGGUGCCAUAUUAGAAAAGAUAACUUAGAGAAACUAAGGCGGCUGAUUGAUAAAGAAACCGUAAAGAGGAAGAAGGAGAUGGAAGAAUUUGGCAAACUAAUACAUCCGAAUUCUCUGUCACAUACCAUGGAAAGUAAUAUAUUUACAUCGUAUGCGCUGCCUGUACUGUAUACUUCAAUUCACGCGCAGAAGGGAAUACCACAUCAGAUAAUUGAGGAAAAUUAUGAAUUUUUGAAGCAGACUGGAAUCAAUCAAUUAAUAAGUCAGCUUGAUAAAUGUAUUUUCCAGAGACAGACAAUCCAGAUCAAGGAGAUUGAAAACAAAAUGCAAGAUUUUCAAAAUGACAUCUAUGAUGUAAACAGUAGACGACCGAGCAAUAUUGAGACUGCUUCACAAAGCAUAAGUUUUGAUGAAUUAAACUUUAUAAAGAAAAAUGAAGAUCUCUUCAACAAUCUUAAAAACAAGCACAAGGAAAUAAUUACCGUAACUGUCAAUGGACCGAUGAAACAUGAAAUUCAAUCAUAUACGCCAAUAGCUGUGAGCAAGUGGGCUGAGAUGGAAAGCACAGUUACUAAAACAAGAAUUUUUAAUCCUCAGUACAAGGGAAAACAUCCCGAGUUCAAGGUUAAAAUGAUCAAUGUUUUGUUCGGUAAGCUCAUUCAAGAUAUAAACCCAAUUUUCGAAGAGCUGUUUUCCAAACUACAGAAUGCACUUACAGAUUACAAGACAAAGGCCACCACAAUGUUUACAGAGGAGCUGAAAGACCAAGGAAAAGCAAAUGUGCUCAUAGUCACUGGAAGGUCAUUGGAGUUUGCCUUGACUUGGUAUUUUGGGAGAAGGCGCUCUGGUUUGAAUGAAGACACCUUCAGGAAAAUUUUUGAAAAUCAUUUGCAGGAUAGUUUGAAUAAACACAUAUUAGAACCAGUCUUCAGAAGCGGCAUUAAAACCACUACGGAAAAUGUGAACAGUAACAUAGAAAAUGUUUUGUUGGAACUACAGAACUCUUUCUUAAUGAAUGUCAUUUCCCUUUAUGAUGAAAGGUGGCCUGAUAACCUUGCCAAGUUCAUGCUGCGUGCCCUCAGCCCUGUAUCACAACCGGGAUGUACUUUUUGUGGAGAAAUAAAGUGUUCAGUCUGUCAGUACAUUCACAGCGCCACCACCUUCAGAAGCUCUAGUACAAAGAAGACAUACAAUAUCAACCAUGUGGUGACUUGCACAACAAAAAGUGUCAUAUACCUGGUCACGUGCAAAAAAUGCGAAGUGCAAUAUGUUGGGCAAACUAGCAAUUGCAUACGCCGUAGGUUUGUGGACCACAUGUCUACAAUAAAAUGCAAGAAGCCGCUUUCACUUCCCAUGCAUUUCAAUAAAGCUGACCACUCUGAGCAGGAUAUAUCACUUCUUGUGAUUCAAAAGGUUGAAAAUAAAGAGAGGCUGCGUGAAAAGGAGCAAUAUUGGAUAAAAGAGCUUGAUACUAUGGAACCAAAAGGGUUAAACCGUAUAGGCUAAAGCAGUGCUUUAACACAGAGGUCCCCAACCUUUUUGGCACCAGGGACCGGUUUUGUGGAAGACAAUUUUUCCACGGACCGUGGGCGGGGUGUUUUGGGUUUGAUUCAAGUGCACUACAUUUAUUGUGCAUUUUACUUCUAUUAUUAUUAAGUUUAAAAUAUAAUAAAAUAUAUUUGCAACUUC
Spea bombifrons (plains spadefoot toad) is the source of this 3305-nucleotide messenger RNA. RefSeq lists its product as uncharacterized. Lineage: Eukaryota; Metazoa; Chordata; Amphibia; Anura; Pelobatidae. Bases 336 to 3122 code for a protein of 928 amino acids. The record is from RefSeq and is a predicted model, not a curated record. The transcript is spliced from 22 exons.